Messenger RNA from Drosophila persimilis, 2086 nucleotides. RefSeq names its product protein DDI1 homolog 2 (gene rngo). Gene Ontology annotation, molecular function: protein binding; aspartic-type endopeptidase activity. Bases 327 to 1778 code for a protein of 483 amino acids. Lineage: Eukaryota; Metazoa; Arthropoda; Insecta; Diptera; Drosophilidae. The transcript has 4 exons. The record is from RefSeq and is a predicted model, not a curated record. Gene Ontology annotation, biological process: proteolysis.
UUUGUGAGUGAUACUGUAAAAAUACAUCGAUAUCAAUGUAAAUGCAACCCAUGACAUCGCAGCGGCAUUUAUGUUGGGUAUCAAAACAACAAAGCAAUAGCACACACAUACUCCCGAGGCAAAACCGAAAGAGAAAACGCAAUCAAAGGAACCGCCAGCGAGAGCAUUUAUAAAUUAUUGCAGUCCGUUCUAGCAGCCGUUCAGUCGUCCACCAAGAGAGAAUCCUCCCAAAAGAGUGUUUGUGCGCAGUUAAUCGACCCAGACCAGACCCACGGAGUUAAGUGAAACCCCACACCGUACACCAAGCGCCAGCGGUCUCUCGAAUUAUGAAAAUCACAGUGACUGCGUCCGAUGAUCGGCUAUUCUGCUUGGACGUGUCCCACGAUCUCGAGCUGGAGAACCUCAAAGCUCUCUGCGCGAUGGAGAUCGGUGCCGAAGUCGAUCAAAUUGUCGUUCUUUUCAAUGGGCAGGAGCUGACGAACAACAAGCACUCGCUGCAGCAGUGCGGCGUCAACGAUGGGGACUUUAUUAUGCUGGAGCGAAGAAGGCCCAACAAUCGCGCAGGAGGUGCCAACAAUCCGGUGAUAAGUGGACUCGACUUUAGCAGCAUCGCUGUGCCGGGAACCAGUGCAGCGACCAGUGGCGGCAGCCCACCCUCGACCAACCCCAACCCCGGUCUGGGAGGAUUAGCAGGACUGGGAGGAGGUGUCGCCAGCAACAGUCUGCAGCAGCAACAGCAGAUGCAGAACCUAACAGACAUCCCCAUGACGGACGAAUUCAAUGUGAACUUCGAUGACGAUCCGGCUACGGUGAGGCAGUUGUUAUUGUCCAACCCGGAGACACUGGCCUUGCUGCGGGAGUAUAAUACGCGGCUAGCGGAGGCCCUCGACUCGGGGGAUCCGGACACGUUUGCCCGGGCCCUGAGGGAGCAUGUGACGGAGCGGAAGCGGCGCAACGAUCAGCGAGUGCGAAUGCUGACGGCGGAUCCGUUCGAUGAGGAGACGCAGCGUCUGAUUGCCGAGGAGAUCAAGCAGAAAAACAUUCAGGACAAUAUGGCUGCGGCCAUUGAAUACAAUCCGGAGAUCUUUGGAAUGGUCACGAUGCUGUACAUCAAUUGCAAGGUGAACGGUGUGCCGGUGAAGGCCUUCGUUGACUCUGGGGCCCAGACGACAAUCAUGAGCAAGGACUGUGCCGAGAGGUGUCACGUGAACCGGCUGAUUGACACGCGCUGGAACGGUGUCGCCAAGGGUGUGGGCACCCAGCCCAUUCUGGGCAGAAUCCACAUGGUUCAGCUGCAGAUCGAGAACGAUCAUUUGACGUCCAGCUUCACCGUCCUUGGCCAACAGCCCAUGGACAUGUUGUUGGGUCUGGACAUGCUGAAGCGUCAUCAGUGCCUCAUCGAUCUGCAAAGGAAUCUGCUGAUAAUUGGCACCACCGGAACGACGACACCAUUUUUACCCGAAAGCGAGCUACCGGUUGGUGCCCGGCUCACGGGCAAUCCAGAGGAACAGGCCGAACAGCAGGCGAUUGCUGAGGCCAUGGAGCAGAGUCGGAAAGAGGGCGGUGCAUCCACCUCCACCUCCGCCUUGGCAAGGUUCGGGGCGAAUACCAUCCAGCCAAUGGAUCCGUUUACCGAGCAGGAUGUCAGCGAUCUCAUGGCCCUCGGAUAUCCGCGCGGCGAUGUUCUCAUUGUGCUGAAGCAGUGUGGCGGCAAUAAGCAGGUGGCCAGAUCCCUGUUGCUUAGCCGCAACGAGGCAGCCGGUGGCGGACUUAGCUGAACUCGGGCUGGAGCCCCAGCAUCCCCACCUCCACCCCCAAACCCGUGCUCUGCCUAUCCCACGACAAACCCCACAGCCACCUCCUACGCAACACAGUUCACUCCUCUGGGAUCAAUUGUAACAAGAUCAUGAAAACCAAAAUUGCAGGAUAGCUAAGGAUAUGCUGACGAACAAUCAUAGCCAGCCAGCCAGCCAACCAGCCAGCCAGCCAGACAGACAGCCACUAGAUUCCGUUUUAACGAAAUACUCCGAGCAAUACCAAAACAAAAAUGGAAAAUGGAUAAAAUUAAAUUUGUAAUUUAGGAAAA